This is a messenger RNA of Humulus lupulus (European hop), 1246 nucleotides long. RefSeq names its product N-acylphosphatidylethanolamine synthase-like. NCBI's taxonomy places the organism in Eukaryota, Viridiplantae, Streptophyta, Magnoliopsida, Rosales, Cannabaceae. The record is from RefSeq and is a predicted model, not a curated record. Gene Ontology annotation, biological process: phospholipid metabolic process. The transcript is spliced from 5 exons. Bases 56 to 985 code for a protein of 309 amino acids.
AAAAGAAGUAACAGUUUCACGCACUCCCAUUUUCUCUGAAAUCUACACACACAAAAUGGACUCGACGCUGUUAAUGGAAGACCAAGACCACGACCACGACCACGACCAUGGAAGGAAGAUGGAAUGGGCAGGGAGGGAAACUCACUUGGGAGGAAUACCUCGAAAGAUUGCGUUCAUGGCGGUCGGUGGACUCGCCAAGCUACUCGCUUCCUCUCUCAACUCCACCUCUGUUCACAAUCCCGAAACCCUUCUUCGUCUUGUUCGAUCUCGCCCUCCCGGCGUGCCUCUCAUCACUAUUUCCAAUCACGUGUCUGUCUUGGAUGAUCCUCUUCUGUGGGGAUUCCGGGGAUUUCCUUCCAUGGAUUCCAAGCUCGGUCGUUGGGUAUUGGCUGCCAAAGAUAUCUGCUUUACUAACAACCUCUCUUCUUACUUUUUUCGAAUUGGGAAGUGCAUACCUAUCACAAGGGGUGGUGGCAUCUAUCAAGAACACAUGAACGAAGCUCUUGAGAAAUUAAGAACUGGAGCAUGGCUGCAUAUAUUCCCAGAAGGGAUAGUUUCCCCAGAAGAUGCACCUAUAAGACGAUUGAAAUGGGGAACAGCCAGUCUUAUCGCUCGUGCAACAAUAACGCCAAUAGUUUUGCCAAUUGUCCAUCGUGGGUUUGAACAGGUAAUGCCUCAAAGCGCUCCUUAUGGAAGAAGACCUCUUCUUCCAUUAAGCAAUAAAAAUAUUAGCAUCAGUGUAGGGGAGCCAAUUGAAUUCGACCUUCCGAAAAUGAGGCAGAUGGCUACUUCUCUAUCUCAUAGUAUUUCACUCAAUCCUUUACUGGGAUGGCCAAGCACCCCUGAUGGUUUGGAUGAGGCAGCACAAAGAUAUCUCUACUCCACAAUCUCGGAGAAAAUCCAAACCGCCAUGGAGAGCUUACGAGUUCUUGGUAACGAUGAAAAGAAGUUGACCGAAUGGCUACGGUACAAGGAUGAUCUUUAAAAAACCAGACUUAGAGACCUAAUGUUGAAGAAGGAUCACUAGUUCUUUGCAAAUGACCAGCCAUGAUGAGGAUGAGAGCAACAAAUUUGUGCCAGUAAAGUUCUUGUAAUUUCUGAUCUGUUUUAUUUGUAAAGUUACCUAGUCUUGUUUUGUAUAUUAAUUAUUCAAAAAAAUGGUUCAUAUUUGUAGAGAAAUUUAUGGGAUUACUUGAUAAGAUCCCGUUUAUUUUACACAUUAUAAACAUUAUUAUAAUAACAUUUC